Ooceraea biroi (clonal raider ant) is the source of this 1761-nucleotide messenger RNA. RefSeq lists its product as uncharacterized. Gene Ontology annotation, molecular function: DNA binding; DNA-directed DNA polymerase activity; nucleotide binding. NCBI's taxonomy places the organism in Eukaryota, Metazoa, Arthropoda, Insecta, Hymenoptera, Formicidae. The record is from RefSeq and is a predicted model, not a curated record. Gene Ontology annotation, biological process: DNA replication.
AUGACGCUUGACCAGAUCGGCAAGUUCAAGCGCGAGAACGGGAUAUCGAUAAACGUUUUCGUCGAGGAUGACGAUGACAAGCGAAGGACUAUCGCUUCGCUGCGGCUAACCGAUCGCGAGCGAGACAGACGCGUCAACCUGCUGUACGUGCCCGACGUCCGCGCGGAACAGCCGGGGCACUUCGCGUGGAUCAGAAACCUGUCGCGUCUGGUUAGCGCGCAACUUAGUAGGAAGCAGCACCAGAAGUGCCUGCACUACUUCCCAACCGCUGAGAGACUGACCGCGCACACCGUCGACUGUGGGCGUAUCAACGACUGCGCGAUAAUUCUUUCCAGCGAGGACGAUAAGCUGCUGGCCUUCCGGAACUUCAAGAGGAAGGAGCGCGCACCGUUCGUCGUCUACGCCGACCUCGAGUGUACACUGGAGAAGAACGAGGAUGAGGAGGGUACAGCGAAGACCGGCGCGUAUCAACGGCACAGGGCGUUCAGCGUGGGAUACUACGUCAGUUGCGCCUACGACGAGUCGUCCGCGUACAGAUCGCGUCGCGGGGAGGACUGCGUGUCGUGGUUCGUCGGCGAGCUCAGCGAACUGGCGCGGCGCGUCAAGACGAUCCUCGCGUCCAACGCGCCCAUGAGGGACUUCACCCCGGAGCAGCGCGAGGAACUGCGAGACGCUGCCGCGUCGUGUCACGUGUGCGGUAAGCCGUUCACGGCGGCCGACGCCCGAGUGCGCGAUCACUGUCACCUUACCGGUCGCUACAGGGGCCCGGCGCACUCGACGUGCAAUCUGAACUGCAAGGACUCGCACGUUAUCCCGGUGAUAUUUCACAAUCUCUCGGGGUACGACGCGCACUUCAUCAUCGAGGACGUGGCGAACGCCUUCGAGGGUAGCGUGGAGUUACUGCCGCUGAUGAAGGAGCGGUACAUCGCGUUCACGAAGAACGUCGCGAACACGGAGGACGGGAACGGGUGCGGAACGUGCGUGAAACUGCGGUUCAUAGACUCGUACAAGUUUCUCGGCGCCAGUCUCGACAAACUAGCGUCCUAUCUCGACCGGAGCCACGUGAGAAUCCUACGGUCGGAGUUUUGGCAUCUCUCCGAGGAGGAUUUCGAGCUCCUGACGCGGAAAGGCGUAUUUCCGUACGAGUACGUCGAUAGCGCCGAUAAACUGCUCGAGACUCGUUUACCGCCACGCGAGUCGUUUCACAGUUCGUUGACGGGUGAUACGUAUAGCGACCUGUACCUGAAGACGGACGUUUUUCUCCUGGCGGAUGUGUUUGAAAAUUUCCGCAACACGUGUAUACGGAGUUACGGUCUGGACCCGGUGCACUACUACACACUACCGGGCUACACGUGGGACGCGAUGCUGCUGCACACGGGCAUCGAGUUCGAGCUGCUGACGGACGUUGAUAUAGUGCUGUUCGUGGAACGCGGCGUGCGCGGCGGUCUGAGUCAAUGCUCGCACCGAUACGCGCGAGCCAACAACGGGUACGCGCCGUCGUACGAUCCGUCCGAACUGUCGACGUACCUCAUGUACUACGACGUGAUAACCUGUACGGAUGGGCCAUGUGUCAGGCUGAGUCAGCAGGGGUAUCAUGUUCACAUCAGAGGGCUGAAUCAGCAGGGGGGGGGUCGUAUAAUGUUACAUGUGGUACAGCGCUAUUGUUACCUAUUGCAACAUCAGCACUACUGUUAUAUAAGCCUGGACCUGCACGAGCAUGUUCAAGGUCAGGUGACGUCAUCGUUUUUGCGCAGUAAGUGA